AUGCCUCAGCCACCAAACGAGCCUCUCCCUCCCUCGGCCCAGCCCAGGCUCGGCAAGGUCUUCGACCCUUGGAACUCGAGCAGCACCGGCCACCAGCGCCCCGACACACGGCCUGGCCUCGGCUGGCGCGACAGCCGCAACCGCAAGCUGAUGGGCCAGUUUCGCGCCGGGCACACGGGUGGCGCCCGCGAGAGCGACACGUACGGCGCCGGCAGCGAGGACUUUGACCCCGCCGUCGGCGCCGUCGUGCCCAAGGCCGUCAGGGAGAGGGCCAAGUGUAGCGUCCACGACAUGCUGCUCGCGCCGGGACGCAUGCGGGAGACACUGCCCCCCGCCGCCGCCGCCGCCGCCGCCGACGAUGACAAUGUCGAGCCGGCUGGGGGUCGAGGCAGGGGCCUCUUUGAUGGCGUCGUCGUCUACGUCAAUGGGAGCACGGCGCCCCUCGUCUCGGACCACAAGUUCAAGCGUCUGUUGGCGGAGAACGGCGCGCGCGUCUCGCUGCACCUCGGCAGGAGGCAGGUCACGCACGUCAUUGUCGGGCAACCCGUCGGUGGCGGCCGAGGCUCGGGAGGCGGCCUGGCGGGGAUGAAGCUCGAGAGGGAGAUCAAGAAAAUGGCCGGCUGCGCGGUCAAGUACGUCACCGCCGAGUGGGUUCUUGAGAGCCUCAAGGCCGGCAAACGGUUAUCCGAGGCGCGGUUUGCAGGCUUAAAAGUGGCGAGGGAAGGACAGCGGAGCGUGCUUGGCACGUACACGACGGGGCCUGUUACUUCGGCGUUCAAGACGUCAUGA
Molecule: messenger RNA, 789 nt
Organism: Verticillium nonalfalfae
Lineage: Eukaryota; Fungi; Ascomycota; Sordariomycetes; Glomerellales; Plectosphaerellaceae
Exons: 2
Coding region: 1-789 (262 amino acids)
Source: RefSeq, a predicted model, not a curated record